UAACCUCGGCUUUGAAUCAGCUUUGUGUGCUUUGGAACAUCGGAUUCUCAAAUUGGUGGCGCAACUUUCCUGCGCAAAUUGCCACAGAAUAUGUCAUUGACCAACACGAAGACGGGAUUUUCUGUGAAGGACAUUCUGGACCUCCCUGAUACGAAUGAUGAAGACGGGUCUGUUACAGAGGAUACAGAGGAGGAUACGGAGGGAUCAGAAGAAACAAAAACGCAUGAAGUGUUAGAGCAAAGUCCCUUACAAAAUGCUAGUAAACUGUCUUUAAAGAGUCCAUUUUAUGAUGUGCGCGAUAAUCCUUAUACAAGAUGGCUUGCCACAACGGACAGCAUUCAAUAUUCAUUACAUGGUCUGUCAGCUAAUUCUCGCCAGGACUUGUCUGCCAAAUCACCCGAAGCUUCCGCUGACGAAUCGCAAGACAACGACAAAGAAACUUCAAGCAACGCCAGUGACUCCUGCAAGAAGAGAAAAAGGAGGGUUUUGUUCUCCAAAGCUCAAACGUACGAACUUGAGCGGCGGUUCAGGCAACAGAGAUACCUUUCGGCACCUGAGAGAGAACACCUUGCUAAUUUGAUCCGUCUGACGCCGACUCAGGUGAAAAUAUGGUUUCAGAACCAUCGCUAUAAAAUGAAGAGAGCUCGGGCGGAGAAAGGGAUGGAGAUUAUACACCUCCCUUCUCCACGGCGCGUGGCUAUACCUGUCUUAGUCAAGGACGGUAAGCCUUGCCACUCCCAUAAGGCUCAGGAACUGGCUUUUCAGACUGGGAUCCCUCUCUCAGCGUACAGUGCCCAUUCCCUCCAGCAUAUGCAAUAUAAUGCGCAUUACAGUUCUGCAACAAUGGCACACUUUCCCACAGCGCAUCACUUGGUGCAACAGUGGACUUGGUGAACUAUUGAGGCGGCAAGGGGCUGCGUCAUGAAAAUUAUAGGAAGGAAAAAAGAAAGUAUUUGCAUUUUGAAGUCUGAAAAAAUAUCUGCUAUUUUAUUUAGAAACUGAUAUUACAGAAUGUUCGUCGUGAAAACUGGGUCCAGCCUAUCACUAAGAAUGUCAAUACUCGUGUAUUUUUUGGUAAAUUAUGCUAAUGUAUAAUAGGUAGGCCUACGUUUUCUUUAAUGUCACUCGUGUAUCAAGCACGCGCAACACUUUAA
Molecule: messenger RNA, 1154 nt
Organism: Conger conger (European conger)
Lineage: Eukaryota; Metazoa; Chordata; Actinopteri; Anguilliformes; Congridae
Product: homeobox protein Nkx-2.2a-like
Exons: 2
Coding region: 91-894 (267 amino acids)
Biological process (GO): cell differentiation; regulation of transcription by RNA polymerase II
Cellular component (GO): nucleus
Molecular function (GO): RNA polymerase II cis-regulatory region sequence-specific DNA binding; DNA-binding transcription factor activity, RNA polymerase II-specific
Source: RefSeq, a predicted model, not a curated record